Messenger RNA from Acipenser ruthenus (sterlet), 4375 nucleotides. Its product is annotated as BDNF/NT-3 growth factors receptor. Lineage: Eukaryota; Metazoa; Chordata; Actinopteri; Acipenseriformes; Acipenseridae. The record is from RefSeq and is a predicted model, not a curated record. Gene Ontology annotation, cellular component: axon; signaling receptor complex; plasma membrane. Bases 436 to 2862 code for a protein of 808 amino acids. Gene Ontology annotation, biological process: cell surface receptor protein tyrosine kinase signaling pathway; cellular response to brain-derived neurotrophic factor stimulus; trans-synaptic signaling by neuropeptide, modulating synaptic transmission. Gene Ontology annotation, molecular function: brain-derived neurotrophic factor binding; ATP binding; brain-derived neurotrophic factor receptor activity. The transcript is spliced from 17 exons.
ACUCGCUCACUCUUCCACUACAGCAUCACACAGACUCACACGAGCUUGCAUCUAUCAUCUGUCUGGUUUUUUUUCCCCCUUCAGCCCUGCACCAGCCAAGAAGCAGGAGCUGCAGCAGCAGCAUUUAUCUGUAGCGUAUGCACCACUCAAAUCAACCAAACCAGCUUUGGGACUGAAAGAGAGAUAGAGUGAGAGAAGGAAUCCUUGACCCACACCUACGAACCUUUAAAAAUAUCCGUAUGUGACUGUCUUAUUGCGAACACACACACGCACACACACACACACACACACAAGACCAUUCUCUCAUAGCCUCACCUCUGCCCAAAAGGAUUAUCUCAUGGUUGUUUGUCUGUAUUUCUGACCAUACCGCCGGGAGGGUAUAAGGAAGAAGGAUAAUUUUGACCAGAAUCUGGAUUUAGCACUGAGGGAUCCAAUAUGAUCGCCUUUUGGAGGUGUCAUGGAGCCGCUGUGAUGUCUCUUUGGGUAUUUUGUUGGCUUUUGCUGGGGCUUUGGAGGCUCACCGUCGCUUGUCCUUCUUCUUGUACAUGCAGCAGCAGCAGGAUCUCAUGUAUCGAGCAGGAUCAAGGGAUCGUGGCUUUCCCAGUAUUAAGUUCUGCUAUAGAAAUGGAAAAUAUUACUGAAAUAUACAUUGCAAAUCAAAGCCAGUUACGCGCCAUCAAUGACAUUGACGUGGAGACAUACUUGGGCCUGAGGAAUUUAACCGUGACAAAUUCUGGACUGUCUUACGUGUCACGUCGGUCAUUUCAGAAGACUCCCAAUCUCCAAUAUGUCAACCUAAAAAACAAUAAAUUAUCAACUUUAUCUUGGAAGACCUUCAGGAAUUUAAACUUGGCAUAUCUGGUACUUACAGGAAAUCCAUUCCAGUGCUCUUGUGAUAUUCAGUGGAUCAAACUGUGGCAGGAGAAUGAAAUGGCCAGUCUGGAAACUCAGAACUUGAUGUGCAAGGAUGACAGCAAUAGGAAGUUCUUACUACACGAAAUGCACAUUCCGGAUUGUGUGAUGCCUACAUCUAGUAUAAGCCCUUCUAGUGUUACCUUAAUGGAAGGAAGUGACAUCACACUUGAGUGCAGAACCUCUGGAAUUCCUUCUCCAGACGUAAGCUGGUAUCUAGGCAACUUGGUCACAAGUUAUCAGCAGCAGUACAACCUAAAGCAACACUAUACAACACUCAAGAUGAUAAAUGUUUCUUCCAAUGAUACUGGAAAAACAGUAUUGUGUAUUGCAGAAAAUAUUGUGGGAGAAAAUGAAUCUUCAGUUAUUCUGGUUGUGCAUUUUCCACCAAAAAUAACAUUUUUAGACCAGGCAGUCCUGGACCACCACUGGUGCAUUCCAUUCAGUGUAAGAGGUAACCCAAAGCCAAAGCUAAUUUGGUUCUAUGAAGGGGCUGUUUUAAAUGAGACCGACUUCAUCUGGACUAGUAUUCACAUCGCCUUUGACAGCGAACACCAUGGCUGCCUGCAACUAGAUAGCCCCACUCAUCUCAACAAUGGCCAAUACACUCUGUUGGCAAAGAACGAUUAUGGGACGGAUGAACGCACUGUUUCUGCUCAUUUUAUGCAAGACCCAUGUAUUGAUUGCACAGAACCUCCUUAUUAUGACUAUACCUCGGAUCCUGCACCCACCAAUGUUCCAGACGUGGAACCAGACAGCAUUGCUGUGUAUGUAGUGGUGGGCAUUGCUGCUGUGGCGUUCACAGGAUUUGUGCUGAUGUUGAUCAUACUGAAAUUCGGAAGGAACUCCAAAUUUGGAAUUAAAGGAACCUCUUCAGUGAUCAGCAAUGAUGAUGACUCAGCCAGCCCUCUGCAUCAUGUGUCCAAUGGCAGUAACACCCCCUCUUCAUCGGAAAUGGGUUCUGAUGCUGUCAUCAUUGGAAUGACGAAGAUUCCAGUCAUUGAAAACCCCCAGUAUUUCAGGAGCACUAACAGCAUGCUCAAGUCUGACACUUUUGUCCACCACAUCAAGCGUCACAACAUCGUCCUGAAGAGGGAGCUGGGAGAAGGGGCCUUUGGGAAGGUGUUCCUGGCAGAGUGCUACAACCUCUGUCCUGAUCAAGACAAAAUCCUGGUGGCUGUCAAGGCCCUGAAGGAGGCCAGUGAAAAUGCACGUAAGGACUUUCACCGGGAAGCUGAGUUACUGACCAACCUGCAGCAUGAGCACAUUGUGAAGUUCUAUGGUGUUUGUGUGGAGGGGGAUCCUCUCAUCAUGGUCUUUGAGUACAUGAUGCAUGGAGAUCUUAAUAAGUUCCUCAGGGCUCAUGGUCCCGAUGCUGUGUUAAUGGCAGACGGUCAGAAUAAUCGUCCUGCUGAGCUGACCCCAUCUCAGAUGCUGCACAUCGCGCAGCAGAUUGCAGCGGGCAUGAUGUACCUGGCAUCUCAACACUUUGUGCACCGUGACCUCGCAACCAGGAACUGCCUCGUCGGUGAAAACUUGCUGGUGAAGAUUGGGGACUUUGGGAUGUCAAGGGAUGUGUACAGCACUGACUACUACCGGGUAAGUGUUGGGGGUCACACCAUGUUGCCGAUUCGCUGGAUGCCUCCAGAGAGCAUCAUGUACAGGAAGUUCACUACAGAGAGUGACGUCUGGAGCCUGGGUGUAGUAUUAUGGGAAAUCUUCACCUAUGGCAAGCAACCAUGGUACCAGCUUUCAAACAAUGAGGUGAUUGAAUGCAUCACUCAGGGUCGUGUCCUGCAGCGUCCUCGCAACAGCCCAAAAGAAGUGUAUGACCUAAUGUUGGGCUGCUGGCAGCGUGAACCCCACAUGCGGCUGAAUAUUAAGGAAAUACACAGCCUCCUUCAGAAUCUGGCUAAGGCUUCACCUGUAUACCUGGACAUACUAGGCUAAACUCUCAAGACAGCCCCCUCCCUGACCUGUGUGGAGUAUGUGUGGAUGUAUGUGUGUGAGAAAGUGUGGCUAAAACUCAGUUCUUAUCUCCGAUGGCAUUAAUGAAGAAGACGAGGAGAAUCUUUUUCAAAGGGCAACCUUCAUAAAUUCUCCAUGUGCAGACGUAUUAUUGACCAGUGUUAUCUUUCUAUUUCUCUUAUCGACCCAUGCUUCUGCUUCAUCAUAACUCUGCAUAGACAAAAAGCCUUAUAUCUGAUUGUGUGCUUGUUUUUCUUUUCUCUGAAGACCCUCCUAAUCGUCCUCAGCAAUGAAAAUUGCCUUCUCGCAUUCUUGCCUUCGACUGGGAUGAAAAAAGGGAAAACUGACUAUCAGAAUGUGUUGUAAAUAUUCCCCACUUACAUGGAUUCAUCUUAACCUUGGCUUUUGUUUUUGAUUCAUGACAUGACUUUUUGUGGUAUACUGUACAAAGUUAAAAGGAAAGAUUGUCCUACUGGCAGUCUCUGAAAGAGUAAUACACCCAAGAAAUCUGCUACAACAACUAGUUUGGUCAUUUUUUUGUUUAGUUUGUGAAAUUCAUUACAUAAUCCCUUUGCUUUAAAAAGGAGUUUGAAUUCUUGGCAAAACCAUUUGAAAACUGUUUACCAAAAACACAUAUAUGAAAAGUAGAAUUGAUGUACAGUUAGAUUUACCGGAAGCUGAAACACCAUUUGACUGCAAUUAUGACCACAGUCUCCAGACAAUUAUAAGAAACUUGGACUAAUGCAUAGUAUUCAUUUCAGGGUCAGCCACUGCAGACGCUGGACUUCUAUAAUGUUGCACUUGUGAAUGCCCUGACAAAUUAUCUAAAUAUGUGCUUGUUGUGAUGCAUCUUUUUUGUGUUAAUGCCCCUUAUUUUGUGGAGCAAAACUGAAUUUUGCAUGUUCUUCAUAGUUAAAUACCUUUUGUUCAAAUUAUUGCUUGAAUCUCAUACUUCCUUACAGAAAAACAAAUCUAGCUGUCCAUAAUGGUAUAACAUAUAUGUAAUUAAGAAAGCUAAUGGGGGUCAUUAGUUGUGGACAAAUGACUUUACAUUGUUAAAAUAUGAUUUGGGAAGAGAGAAAUUCUGAAAAACGGAGAUCCCAAGCGAAGCAAUGACAUAACUGAGACCCUGGGGAUGUAGAGAUCGGUUUCAUAAUUAACAUUUCAUCUCUUAUCCUAUAAAAGCCAGAUCUUAACACCACACUUUAGUUGCUAUGGUUUUCUCAUCCCAGAAUCCUUCUGUCAGUAAUUUGUUUCUGACAGACAGUGCAUGAAUACACUGCUGCACGAGAUGCAUGGUUGUGUUGCUGAAGUUUAGCUCAUCACCACAUAAAUCUCUUGCGUACAGACACUUAGGAAUUGCAGCUCAAACAGUAAGAUCUAUUUGGGAUAGUUAUUUUCUAUAAGAAAACAUACUCCUUUUGUGAGAGAACACCAUAAAUGUGUUUGCAGUCAAACUGGUCCAGUAUAUUUUGCAUUUGUAAUAUAUUACAUA